Messenger RNA from Spirometra erinaceieuropaei, 6828 nucleotides. Lineage: Eukaryota; Metazoa; Platyhelminthes; Cestoda; Diphyllobothriidea; Diphyllobothriidae. The record is from the annotation of a GenBank genome assembly.
AUGAACACAGCCACCCCUAUCAACCCCGCUACCCAAUCAAAACGCUCCCGACGUCCUGUUAAACACUUCGCUUUCACCACCACCACCACCGCCACCGCCGCCACCACCCCCAUCUCCAGUGAUGUGGAGGUGGAGGUGUAUAUUCCCGAUCGAAACCAACAGGACAGCGGGCUCGUGACACAGUGGUCAGAGGCGGGAACUCUUAUCUCACAGGUUGAAAUUUCGAGCCUCGGGUUUUGCACACUACGAGGUUGGGUAUGACUGGCUGACGACGGCUAAUAAGUCAGAAGUGGCCAUUCUAGUCUCCCUUGUUUUUGUCGGUAAUACGCCUUCUGCCUAUAUCAUACGCCGCUGUGCGGCUGCUGGUUGGUUUCGAGAAAGAGCCGUAAGACGCAACGGAACGAGUGAGUCCCGUAAGAACGAUCGGUCAGCGUCCCCUACAGAUAUGGACUCGAUCCCAACUUGACUUAAUUGCUAUCGCACAUUUACCUCACAUAUCGACUCGGCAAACCACUUGUGGAUCCGUUACACCGUUCAACCGUUCGCACUCCUCUCGCACAUUUUCUCGUCGCAGGGGCCUAUUCGAUUACUUGCACAGCCAGGAAAUGGGAGCUAACCGCAAUAUCGAUACCCCAAACACACGGCAAGGCUCCAUAUCCGGCAUUAAUAACUCCUCAUCUACGACCUGACUACAGCUAAUAGCCUCACAAACCAAGCCGGUUCUACAGCCCGGAACACGUCAUACCUUCAUUGCUACCGCAGAUGUACAUCAUGCAUUGGCUUGGCUGGUCAUUUUAGAAUCCAUCAUUCGGAGACUAGCGAACCAAUGCCAAGGACGCCAACGUACGGCCACUGCACCUGCCUCAACUGCCCAUAUUAUCAACGCACCUUCACCCACCGCAUGGGCAUAGUAGGUCGCAUGCGCCCUCUCAAUAACUUACGGUAACUCACCGCAGACACAACCACGUCAACAAAUUCCCUGCGUCCACACUCCUCCAAAAUGCCACCUCGGUUGCACGUCUCGCGUAAGCGAGAAGUGUGCUUUCCGGCUUAUUUUUUCGUGUGGCUCCUCUGCUAAAUUUGAAAUUCCAACUUACUAUCCCCCUCGUUUUGGAAGCCAGAUCAUGCACGUACACGCUCAGACGAGAUCUCGAGCUCUAUCAACCACCGCGCCCCAUUUCCCGCACCAGAUGACUGACCAGCUCGGAAAUUGGCAGGGUCCUAGGAGAGGAAAUCGAGUGUGUCGAUGACUCGGCGUAUUUUCUUACUAUAAACAAUCUGACGCGCUUACAGCUAUCCUCGUGCACUAAAAGCCGUCGCUUGGAAGUUUGCCAACUGACGGGAUAACUCGUAUCUCGCAGCCAGUCCAGAGCGUUUGUGCGAAGGGGCCGACGGCUGGACUGAGUGUCAGGCUGCAAUGAUUCCUUCAUAAUGCGGCCUCUAUGGCAUUCCCACUAUGUGGGAUCCUGGCCGAGAGUGGCGGCACUCCAAGGGGCGGGUCUCGCCGCGCCAGCCACCUGCAGUCUCUUCCACCUCCGGUCUUCUCGACUCUGUCUUGACGCCGGACCUAGUUGGGGGAGGAUAAGAGAGUGUGCUUGAUGCUACGCAAGUCCGCUAUUAGUAUAAACUACUUCAUCUGGAAGUCACCGUCCCUAUUUUCACUCUGCCAUGGAGCACAGGGGUGACAUCGUCGAAAUCGACGGUCGAAAUCUCACGUGAGAACAGUAAUGUCGCCCGCCAGAAAAUUGGUUCCCUGUUCCGCGUAAUUCAGGUGAAGUAGGAUCUGAACAAGCGCGUUAUUUUUUUUAAGAAAGUGGAUACGCAAUUUAAAAAAUUAAGACUUGCCAAUCAUCGUACUUUUAUGUCCUAAAAGUCACAAUAGCAAAAGAAGAGGGGUCGCUCACCGAGAGAGGUGUAUUUGAGGUCUGACGUCACAAUGGCGCCUACAGACAAGUCCCUUGUUUUGACAUAUUCAAAUUUACAAUUAUUUCAUGGAAACCCGAAGAAACCACCAGGAAACGGUCAUUAAUGUUUUUGAUCAUAUGCCUGAUUAUUUUAUGUGUCGUCUAAUUUCUGCUGAUGCGUAAUUCAAAAAAUGGGGUCUGUACAGCAUUAACAGUUCGAGUGAUAUUUUAAUACUCAUGUGGCUACUCCGCGUGAAAUUAAUAAACGCGGAACGAAGUCUUGGAGCAAGCAGACAUAGCGAAAAUAGUCCUGAUUUGGGGAGAUAUGUGAGUUCUUUCUUCAUGGUUAAAAAGACUCCUAAUAUAUUUCACGGAAGAGAAAAUGUGGGCGACCCGUUCCAAUUUUCCUAUGAUUUCGCCUUGAAAAUGACGAGAUAUUUGAACAUUCGCCAGUAAAAUUUCAUGCUAAAGUACUUCUAAAAAGGUAACCAUUGGCUGCCCAUUGGUUCUGAAGAUACAAUCGUUCAGCUCUUUUAUCUUCUGGCGUGCUGCAGUGUGUUUGGACUCUUUGGAGUAGAGUGCAGACACAGCAAUGUUUGUGAGACGGAGGAUGGUUAGUGUUGAAGUGUAGGAUCUGUCUCUUGUCGGUGGAUUUACGGAAUAUUGUGGUUUGCAGUUGUACACUUGUAAGCCGGUGCACGAACACGUCAAAGAAGGGCAGUUGGUUGUUUGUUUCUGCCUCCAUCGUAAAUACCAUGCUAAAGUACUUCUUAAAAGGCAACUUAUAAGAGUUUUUCAAUUGAUCAAAACACACCCAUAUUAGGCCUUUGUUUUAGACGUUCGUUCUUUGUUAGCGAGGAGGUUUCAUGUUUGUUGGGCUUCCAGAUAUGACCCAAUCGACCAUAUGAAUAAAACCACUCAACAACUCAGUGCUGUGGUCAAUAUUUUCAAGAAUUAUUUUUUGAUAUUUUUGAUAGGAACCAACUGCAGAACUCAUCUUCUCAGGUAUCUGAAUAAGGACGCUAAAAACUUAAAAUAAUUUACUGAUAUUUCAAAAAAUUCCUAUAACUCAGCCGACUUCACCAUCAGCAAAAAUCACACAGUGAUAAUAAUGGUAUGCUUACGAUUGCAUCUGGUAAUUGUAUGCGAGUUUAUUACUCACUGGCAAACAUCUUGACACAUUACCUUAUGGAAACUCUUAUCCUUAUGGUGUCUAUCUGCGAACUCAAAGGGAAUACUCUUUGCUUUAACCAACUGCAACUCGGACAAAACGAAUACGGAAAAUUAAAUCGAAUUUCACUAAUGAGAUUCUAAAACCAGUGAUUGAAAUUUACCUACUUAAUUAUGUGCGCUACUUCCCAUAGCACAAAUUUUUGGAGGGUUCGCACUGAAAAAGUGUUUAAAGGACAGCUUUUCAAAUGUUACUGUGCCUAUACCGUUUCGAUUAGUCAAUUAUUUUUAUGAACAUGCCCUGUAAACUUCUAAAAGUUAAGUUUAUUCAGGCAACAUUAAUGAUCACUUUUCUGAAUCUGCGCUCCUUUGGGGCCCCAAACUACAAGGGGACGAGUAUAAUCCAACAAUUGAUCGAAGGACACAUUUCAAACAUAUGCUUCAGCAGUGGAUGUACACCGAUCCACUAGAUUCGCGCAGUAAACAAGAUCUUUUUUGGUGGCAAAGACCGCGAACAGGACGCUAACUAAAUGGCUGAAAUGUAUAAGAGGCUAAUGUAUAAGUCCACCCACACUCUGUCGUCUAACCCCUAAUAUAUAUAUAUAUAUAUAUAUAUAUAUAUAUACGUGUGUGUGUGUGGGGUGUAGGGGUGUCAGCGGUGGGUCCACGUGAUGGUCGUAGUGGUCGCUCACUUGCUUGCAGGUGAGACUACGCCUAGCGUCCAUUUGCUGGCACCUAACUCUCACCUGUGGCUCCACGUAGCUGGGCUCUGCUCAGCGGCCACACCCCGGGCAACUGUCUCGACCGGCGGGCUAAACCAGGUGAGGGUAUCCGUGCGUGCACCUGCACGCGCGGUACUGUGGUCUGCGCUGGCCGGAUGGAUCUUCGCGUCGACAUCGUAGAGACGAGGCUCUGUCUGGACCAUCGCAGGAGGCCACCAGGUAAGUUCCCCCUCAGGUAAGUGCAUUUGCUUUGUUUCUUCCUUUUGUUUGUUGAAGUUCCGCGUCGUACGCUGCGCUUGCUGCCUGCCCUUUAUAUGCUAGUCUGUCUGUUAAUAGCUAAACGACACCCUCGAUGCCUGCUGCGAUUGUCUGUCCGUCAGUCUAUGCCACUCUCUACUAAUAGCUAGGUGUUACGGUGCUUGACUUUGUGUGGUGCCCUCACUUUGUCUCUGACUGAUGACUGUGUCCACUUGUCCACUCUAGUUCUAAGUCCCAUAACGUUAGGUAUUGUGUAUGCUCUCUCCUACUUCACUCCAUCACAUCAUCACCACCACCAAGGUCCCAUGCUAAUUCGGGUCGUUCUCUCACUAACAAAAAGUCGUGGCCCAUAGUGGAGUCCGGCAGCCGUCUGGGAUAACCGGGCAGCCCUGUUCAGGGAUGCGUUGCCUGCCCCCGCGAUGGGGAGGGGGCUAGAAAAGGUGCCCUAAAGAUCGCUGGGAACCACGCUGUCUGUAGGCUGGCCGUGGCCGCAGACAAAAACACACGGUCGAAACAGCCAAAACCGAAACAACAACAACAACAAUCACUCUCUUCCUCUUCCAGCCUAUUCUUCUUCUUCUCCUACUCCUACUUUUCGCCACCGCAGUCGCCAGACUGGCAGGGUGAGCCCGCUCACUCUGGCAGCCUGGAAUGUUCGUUCCCUUUUAGACAAUGCAAGGAGCAACCGACCGGAACGGAGGACGGCGCUAGUGACACGAGAACUGGCGCGUUACAAGGUGGACAUCGCCGCACUCAGUGAGACCCGAUUCUCCGAACAAGGCCAACUGGAGGAGGUGGGUGCCGGCUACACCUUCUUCUGGAGCGGUCGACCCAGGGCAGAGCGACGGGACGCGGGUGUCGCCUUCGCCAUUCGGAACGACAUCGUGGGACGACUGCCCUGUUUGCCGCAGGGAAUCAACGACCGCCUAAUGAGCCUCCGUCUGCCCCUCCGGCGAGGAGGCAAGUUCGCCACCAUCAUCAGCGCCUACGCUCCGACCAUGACCAACCCCGACGCCGUCAAAGACAAAUUCUACGAGGACCUGCAUGCCCUCUUGGCGACUGUGUCGAAGGCGGACAAGUUGAUUGUCCUUGGCGACUUCAACGCCCGCGUCGGCACAGACCAUACUGCCUGGAGGGGAGUGCUGGGCCCCCACGGUCUCCGCGGCUCCAACGACAAUGGUCUGCUAUUGCUUCGCGCCUGCGCAGAACACCGCCUCAUCUUGACGAACACGUUCUUCUGUCUGCCGGAGCGAGAGAAGGCCACCUGGAGGCAUCCUCGGUCGCGUCAGUGGCACCUACUGGACUAUGUCCUCGUUCAGAGGCGAGAUCAGCGGGACGUGCUGGUGACGAAGGCGAUCGCGGGUGCUGACGGGUGGACCGACCAUCGCCUCGUCAUCUCGAAGAUGCGUAUUCGCCUACAGCCUCGCAGGAGACCACAAGGUAAGCGACCCCCAGGUAAGCUGAAUGUUGCUUUGUUGUCUCUGCCUGCUCGCCGUCUACAUUUCAGCAAUGAGCUAGCUCAACGGCUAGACAACCUUCCUAUCGCUGCCGCCGCCGACGACGCCGCCGCCGCCGCUGCCGAGAACGCCUCCGUGGAGAACCGCUGGUGUCAACUGCGAGACACGGUCCAGUCGACGGCGCUCGCCGUCCUCGGUCGCGCUCCCCGCCAAAACCAGGACUGGUUCGACGACAACGACGCCGCCAUCAGAAAUCUGCUUGCUGAGAAGAACCGCCUACACAAAGCCUACGUAGAUCACCCCACUGAGGACAACAUAGCUGCCUUCUAUCGCAGUCGCCGACAGCUUCAGCAACGACUGCGCGAGAUGCAGGACGCCUGGACUGCUCGCAAAGCUGAGGAGAUCCAAGGCUACGCGGACCGCAACGAAUGGAAGAACUUCUUCUCCGCGAUCAAAGCUGUCUACGGUCCGCCGACGAAGGGCACUGCUCCUCUCCUCAGCGCCGACGGCAGCACUCUCCUGACUGAGAAGACGCAAAUCCUACAGCGAUGGGCCGAGCACUUCCGAGGCGUCCUCAACCGCCCUUCCGUCAUCUCCGACGCCGCCAUCGCCCGCUUGCCGCAAGUGGAGACCAACGUGGACCUCGACCUCCCGCCAUCUCUCCAGGAGACCAUCAGGGCCGUGCAGCAACUCUUCGGCGGUAAAGCCCCCGGAUCGGACGCAAUCCCUGUUGAGGUCUACAAGCACGGAGGUCCCCUACUGAUGGAUCACCUGACUGCGCUCUUCCAGGAGAUGUGGCGUCCAGGUGAAGUCCCGCAAGAUUUCAAGGACGCAACUAUCGUGCACCUAUACAAGCGAAAAGGGAAUCGCCAAGUCUGCGACAACCACCGCGGCAUCUCCCUACUGAAUAUCGCCGGGAAGAUCUUCGCUCGCAUCCUGCUCAACCGUCUCAACAACCAUCUGGAACAGGGCCUUCUGCCGGAAAGCCAAUGCGGCUUCCGUCGUCAUCGUGGGACCACGGAUAUGAUCUUCGCCGCCCGUCAACUUCAGAAGAAGUGUCAGGAGAUGCGGACCCACCUGUACUCUACCUUCGUGGACCUGACGAAAGCCUUCGACACGGUGAAUCGUGCAGGACUGUGGAAGAUCAUGCAGAAAUUCGGUUGUCCGGAGCGAUUCACUCAGAUGGUGCGUCAGCUGCACGACGGUAUGAUGGCGCGAGUCACGGACAACGGAGCUGUCUCAGAGGCAUUCGCAGUGACCAACGGAGUGAAGCAGGACUGUGUGCUGGCGCAUGUCUCAUGUUCUCUGCCAUGCUGA